Messenger RNA from Hibiscus syriacus, 735 nucleotides. RefSeq names its product 60S ribosomal protein L32-1-like. Gene Ontology annotation, cellular component: cytosolic large ribosomal subunit; ribosome. Gene Ontology annotation, biological process: translation. Gene Ontology annotation, molecular function: structural constituent of ribosome. The transcript has 5 exons. NCBI's taxonomy places the organism in Eukaryota, Viridiplantae, Streptophyta, Magnoliopsida, Malvales, Malvaceae. The coding region runs from base 77 to 478 and encodes 133 amino acids. The record is from RefSeq and is a predicted model, not a curated record.
CCCGUUUGAAACCCUAACUCCCUCCCCUUCCACUUCAGUGUUUCCACAAGCGGCGUCCAUUGUUUCCACAAGGAAAAUGGCAGUCCCCUUGCUGUCCAAGAAGAUUGUGAAGAAGCGUGUCAAGAAGUUCAAGAGGCCUCAAAGUGACCGCAAGAUCUCCGUCAAGACGAACUGGCGAAGGCCCAAGGGUAUUGACUCCCGUGUUAGAAGGAAGUUCAAGGGAUGCACUCUUAUGCCAAAUAUCGGUUAUGGCUCAGACAAGAAGACUCGUCACUAUCUUCCCAAUGGGUUUAAGAAGUUUAUUGUCCAUAAUGUCCAAGAGCUUGAGCUUCUCAUGAUGCACAAUAGAACAUACUGUGCUGAGAUAGCCCAUGACGUUUCGACAAAGAAGAGGAAGGUAAUUGUUGAGCGAGCAGCGCAGUUGGAUGUUGUUGUGACAAAUAAAUUGGCUAGGCUGCGCAGCCAAGAGGAUGAGUGAAUGGUAUAUCGAUCUUGAAUGUUGGUUUUGCUUUUCAGUACGAUAUUUGAUCGUUUAGUAACUUGAGGAAAUUUGGAUCAAAUGGUUUGUUUUUUCUUUCUUUCUUUAAUUUCAUGUUUUUAUUUCACUAUUAAGACACCCACCAUCCAUUAAAGAAGGUAGGGGUAUAGUUGGAACUAGAAAACCGCUUAGAGCACAUGCUUUGUUAUGGAUGCAGAAAUAAUGUCUUGAACAGAUUAGAAAGAUUGAAUUGAGGG